Messenger RNA from Caenorhabditis remanei, 330 nucleotides. RefSeq lists its product as uncharacterized. The transcript has a single exon. The coding region runs from base 1 to 330 and encodes 109 amino acids. The record is from RefSeq and is a predicted model, not a curated record. Lineage: Eukaryota; Metazoa; Nematoda; Chromadorea; Rhabditida; Rhabditidae.
AUGCCAAACAAAUCCGAAGACGUGAUCCCAGAAGACACCUCUCCACCGGAAGACGCCGUCGCUCCAGGACCGCCACCACCCCCGAUCACGGAGCUUGUCGAGGAGGAGCAGCCAGAUGAUCAAGAAGUCGUCGCUCAACAAUCCGUCAUCGCCCCCGCCGAUGCUCCAGACACCCCAGAAUCCGGAGCCCAACCGCCAAAAAAAGAAAAACCCGAAAUCGUGUUGCUCAUCGAGCGCCUCGUCGGCUACCGUCAGAAGAUGAUCGAAGACGCGAGAGAUGAGAGGGACAACUACUUGAAGUUGCACAUCCGCAGAUUGAGUCUCACGUAA